This is a messenger RNA of Malassezia pachydermatis, 2064 nucleotides long. RefSeq lists its product as hypothetical. NCBI's taxonomy places the organism in Eukaryota, Fungi, Basidiomycota, Malasseziomycetes, Malasseziales, Malasseziaceae. The transcript has a single exon. The record is from RefSeq and is a predicted model, not a curated record. The coding region runs from base 1 to 2064 and encodes 687 amino acids.
AUGGCCGUCGAUCAUGAUGCCGAGCCGCUCCUGGAAGAGGGACGGCUCCAUGAAGAUCAGGUAUAUACCUUAGAUGAGGAUGCUGCGUAUGUGCUACCACAGCAGCGGCGGUACUUGUACGCCCCCAUCUCGUAUGAGCAGGCGAUGCGGCCCCAUCGUCCGAUGUGGCAUCCCCUCUAUUGGUACGACCUCGCGCGUGAAAACAGCCACGUAUUCGAUAUGUUCCGUCCGUCAGAUCGCGUGAAGUGGGUAUGGGAUCGAACUACGUCAGUGCUUACUGUGCUGUGGCCGCACAGUCGCAUUCAUCAGACCAUCCUUAUCAUUCUUGGAUUGUGGGUGUUGCUGAGCUAUGCCAACUGGUCCGUGAGCCAAGUCCUUCCACGCUCGCCCCUGGAUGGCUAUGACUACUGGAGCUUCCAUGACAAGCUGCGGCAUGACUUGGCCAACGUCCACUUGGCGCCACGCCCAGGCGAUGGCCUUGUGGACCAAAAUGCGACAUGGUCCUUCCUCUUUUGCUACAGCACAGGCGAACCUCUACGCUACAUUGACGCCAUUCGGUGCAAGAACCGCGCGAACUUUACCUUGGAACCGUUCCCGCAAGACAAUUCCCUCUCUUCCACGGAUCACUCGUACCUGUUUGUGAACCCUGUCAUUGCCGAAGCACAGGAAUGGUACCCACGGACAGUCGCCAAGCCUGUCAUUACGGACGAAAUGCUGGAGCGCAGUGCACCCAUGCCACCAGCCUACGUGUACAUGGUAAAGCAUGCAGUGCCUGAUCCGAGCGAUGAAAUCGCGUCCAAAAUUCACGUGUACAUCACAGCCACGUACGAUAAAGAAGCUGUGCCGAUGCUUCAGCGCGCGAUGGUAGCUAAACUCUCCCAUGGACUCACAUCGAGUGGAGUAGAGAUCCUCACUGCUCGCAAUCCAGAGUACGGCAGUUUCGUGGCAGAAAAUCACAAUCCGCUCGAGUUUGAUAUUGUGGUCUCCUUCCCCGAGACACAGCCAGUGUCUGGCUUUGUGACAGAUAUUCGCGAGGGCUUUGUGGAAGCCUUUACCGAGAAAGCGUACGAACGUGCGCGUGAAUUGCAUCACGAGGCUUCGUUGGAGUUCGGCAAAGGGUCCUGGUCGCUGUUCGGUGGGCCCAUGAAACUUAAGCCGAAGGAGGCUACCCCGGAAGAGCAGGCAGAAAUGCGGCGCCUGCGUGACAUUGAGCAAUUCUUUGGCCGAUUUACGUCGUAUGUCCAGUAUGGUACAAUUCAUCUGGGUGGUGUCGUGCGUGCCCACUCAGAAAUCAUCGCCAAGACGCUGCAUGGCUCCAUUGCCAGCAGUGCGAAGCUCAUGGCACAAUACGUGUACAUGUGGACACACAAGGGCCCAGUGACGCUGCAUCAACGCUCCUUCACAUCUGGUCAUUUACAAACACAUCUGUCCUCCAAUCGCGACUCUAUCGAAGCGUAUGAAGAUGCCCACAUUUUUGGCUCGAAGACCAGUGUCAAGAGCGUGCAUGGUAAUAUCAAGGGUCCGGCUCUGUACCACGCGAACUUUUCUCUCGAAAUGACCACAGACUACGGCAUGGUCGAGGCGCGUGUCUCUGUGGAAAAGCCCAUGUUGGUCGACGUUUCCUAUGAUGACUUUUUGCACGCCGAGGAAGGGCGGCGUGUCGAAGCCACUCUGCAGGCGCGCGAUGGCCACGUCUACUUGGACGUGGUCUCCCAACAGGCCGGUGUGCCCUUCCGCGCUGAAGUACACAGUGACAAGGACGAAGUGGAAGUCCACCUGCCGGCAGAAUACGAAGGGAUCCUCCACGUGCAAGGCACCGAAGUGCAAUUGCCUCCGCCACCCACGGCACAGGGCCGGCAUUGGGAGCCAAUGGAUGUGAAAACCACUGCACCUUUAGCGGCGGCCCAGGCGCGUGUGUACUAUGACGAAACAGCGCGUGGACCUGCUCCCCCCACACCUCCCUCAACACCUGUGCAUCUCGAGCCAGGCAAAACACCCAUUGACUAUGGUGCUUCUGUCACAGCCUAUUCGGCAGAACAGCAAGCCAAGAUUCUUAUUACGUAA